Messenger RNA from Piliocolobus tephrosceles (Ugandan red Colobus), 4669 nucleotides. It is a transcript of the gene SCML4, whose product is annotated as Scm polycomb group protein like 4. The record is from RefSeq and is a predicted model, not a curated record. Gene Ontology annotation, biological process: negative regulation of DNA-templated transcription. Gene Ontology annotation, cellular component: nucleus. The transcript is spliced from 9 exons. NCBI's taxonomy places the organism in Eukaryota, Metazoa, Chordata, Mammalia, Primates, Cercopithecidae. Bases 304 to 1632 code for a protein of 442 amino acids. Gene Ontology annotation, molecular function: chromatin binding; histone binding.
CGAGUUUUCUGCCUGUGCUGAAUGCAUUAGUCUAAUGAGAUGUUUGCAGCUGGAGCACAGGGCUGCUGGAGACUAACUGUGAGCUACUAACACGGGUGGAAGAUAGCUUUUGCAAUACUCGGUUUGCAUGUGCUGAAAGUCAUCUGUCUUCUGAGUCAACACUCCUGACCUGGUAAACAACCUGCUCAGGGCUCUGGUGAACAAGCUGUAGAUGUGCCAGACACUGAACGAGGAGGGGAUACAUGGAAGAAGACACAGAGCCUUCUCCGAGGAGCUCAAGCGUAUUAGGACAGAGAGGCAAGGAUGCCAAAGAAUGGAAUAACAUGUUCACCUCUUCUGCCUGUGAGCGAUUUGUCACCUCAUUCUGUAAGACUGGCACCAGCAGAAAUGCAGUCUCAGAGGAUCCCGGGGAGAAAGCGAGGCCGACCCUCACUUCACUCCACACCUAUGAAGAUGGCAGUUCAUAACCUUUAUUCUGCUUCAGCUGGCUCUUUACCAGCAGUGAAGAUCCCAAAGAAAAGAGGGCGGAAACCCGGGUACAAGAUCAAGUCUCGGGUUCUCAUGACUCCCUUAGCCCUCUCACCUCCACGGAGUACCCCAGAGCCUGACCUCAGCUCCAUCCCUCAGGACGCAGCCACGGUCCCCAGCUUGGCGGCCCCACAGGCUCUCACAGUCUGCCUCUACAUUAACAAGCAGGCCAAUGCGGGGCCCUACCUGGAGAGGAGGAAGGUGCAGCAGCUCCCGGAGCAUUUCGGGCCUGAGCGGCCCUCGGCGGUGCUGCAGCAGGCUGUCCAAGCCUGCAUCGACUGCGCCCACCAGCAGAAGCUGGUUUUCUCCCUGGUCAAGCAGGGCUACGGUGGCGAGAUGGUGUCAGUCUCAGCUUCCUUUGAUGGCAAACAGCACCUGCGGAGCCUGCCUGUGGUGAACAGCGUGGGCUAUGUCCUCCGCUUCCUUGCCAAGCUGUGCCGAAGCCUCCUGUGCGACGACCUCUUCAGCCACCAGCCCUUCCCCAGGGGCUGCAGUGCCUCUGAGAAAGUUCAGGAGAAAGAGGAAGGAAGGAUGGAAUCAGCCAAGACAGUCACUACUGAAGAGUACCUGGUGAACCCUGUGGGCAUGAACCGCUACGGUAUGGACCCCUCCGCCUCCACCUUUAACCACAGGGGCUCCUUGCCCCCCUCCUCCUCGCUGUACUGCAAGAGGCAGAACUCUGGAGACAGCCACCUUGGGGGAGGUCCUGCUGCCACCGCUGGUGGUCCCCGCACCAGCCCCAUGUCUUCUGGUGGCCCCUCGGCACCUGGGCUGAGGCCCCCAGCCUCCAGUCCCAAAAGAAAUGCAACCUCUCUUGAAGGAAACAGAUGUGCCUCAAGCCCUUCUCAGGAUGUGCAGGAUGCCAGGCGGCCACGGAGCAGGAAUCCCUCCGCCUGGACUGUGGAGGACGUGGUGUGGUUUGUGAAGGACGCUGACCCGCAGGCUCUGGGGCCUCACGUGGAGCUCUUCAGAAAGCACGAGAUUGAUGGCAAUGCUCUGCUGUUGCUGAAGAGUGACAUGGUCAUGAAGUACCUGGGCCUGAAGCUGGGACCUGCACUAAAACUCUGCUACCACAUUGACAAACUGAAGCAAGCCAAGUUCUGACUUUUUAAAAAAGACAGAAGCGAAACCCAAAACAACAGAUCUCAAGAUUAUCUUCUGCCUUACCAACAUCCCACCAACAUCACAAAAUAGACUCUCCUCUUAAAAUUAACAGCCACAAAGACGUGGUCUUUUUAUAAAACUUGUGAAUCUUUGCCUUUUAAAGAAUUUAACGUGGACCUUUUUGAAAGGCUCCUCUGUGUUAAUAAUUUGCCAAAAAAUUACAAAAGCCUCUGAUUUUUAACAUCCCUGUUAUGCUGAUUUCUCUUAAAGUGGGUCCUAUUUGCAUAAUGAGAGAGUGUGGAACUGAAUGCUUAUGUCCAAGGAAAGUUCUGGAGGGUUCAAAGGAUGAAAGAAGGACCUUUCCCUGCAGUCUCCGCAGGGACACCCACCUCAGCACCAUCUGCCUCUAACUCUGACCUGGGGACCUAUCCGUGUGAGCCUUGUUUGCCUCAGCUCUGGAAGCUGACUUCUGAAGAUGACUGCCUCACCUUGCACUAUCUGGAAAACUUGAAUUAUUUUGCUCCAUGAAAGAAAAGGAAAAAAAAUAAAAAAACUUUUCUAUUCCUAGAAAAUCUGAAGUACUGUGUUGCUCCGCUAGAGGGCAGACUGCUAAUGAAAUUUCAGGACCCUGACUGACUGCCGUAGCAAGAUUUUUCAGUACUGCGUGGAUGGGUUACGGUGUCUGUGAACAAGAUCUAGCCCACACAGAAACAGGGGAUUUAUUCCACAGUUAGCACCACAGAUUGCGACUUGGGAAGAAACCAUCAGCUAGAGGGGUCUAGUUCGUAUCCAAUCAUUAUUGACUGACUGACUGAUACUCAACUAGCAAAGGCAAGAAUUUGGAAGCACGCUCUACCCAGAUGGGACUUUGGAGUUCCUUCUCUUCCAGAGUCCUCAUUGAGGUGUUGAAGUGUUGGCAUGCCGAAGAAUCUUAGUGACAUUUAGCCAUGGGUGUUUCUUUAAAAAAGGAAAAGAAAAUGUCUCAACGAAGCUUUGAAAUGGGAGAGUGUUGAUUUCUAGUUACAUUGCUGGGUUAUGUAGUUGUAUCUGUGGCUAAUUUUUCUAGUCCUCAACAAAUACACAGACAUGCUAUUAUGGGGUUUAAUUCAAUUUACAGAUAGGUUUUCCUUCCUCACCGUGGAGUAAUAGAAAAAAUUGAUUUUCUGCCCCUUUGCAGCUGUGUCCAGAGAAGGACAAUGAAUCCACAAUUUAUUAGGCAGAGGGACAACUUCUCCACCAUUCAUUUUAUCCUUCCCUUUUCUCUAUUUCCCUCCCUGUCUCUUCUUCUUCUUCACACUGAGCAGAAAACAUACCUUCAAAAUGAAUUCGCCUUUGCCAUGUGUAUAAUCUCUUCCUUAAAAGGACAUCAACAGUGUCAGAGAUGAGGAGAUGAACAUUAGAUUUUGGAAUUUCUGGGAGGGAGAGGGUUAGGGAUGACUCAGGGCCUCCCUUGGCCCAGUGGUGAAUCAGAAAAAGCACCCGUUUCUCCGGGAUACAACCUGAGCAGGGGUCUCAGCUGGCAAGUGGAGCAGGGUGGGAGCUCAACUUCCUCACCCCUUGAUCAGCUGCUGUUGUGCAGAACAUGAAUUGCAUAACCUUGAGGGCAGCCCUGGGUAGAUCUGCAUAGUGACCCUCUAUAUAGUUAGAAUCCAGAUGAAGGCCAGAAGAAAUAGUCCAUGUCAUGCCGUUAGACCCGCUUUGAUGUGCUGUAUUUGAGAAAGCACAUCGUAGCCUCCUUUUCAGACACACAAAUGGUGGCUGGAGUGAGAGCAUAGCAGAGAAGGGGAGGAGGAGAAUGUACUAAACUUGCUCACUGAAUUGAGCUAGAGUGUGGAAGAGCUUGAUGUCUGAUGGUUUUGUUACAGGAACGGGUUCCCGAUCCAGACCUCAAGAAAGGGCGCUUGGAUCUCGUGCAAGAAAGAAUUCAGGGCGUGUCCAUAGAGUAAAGUGAACGCAAGUUUAUUAAGAAAGUAAAGGAAUGAAAGAACGACUACCUCGUAGUCAGAGCAGCUCUGAGGGCUGCUGGUUGCCCAUUUUUAUGAUUAUUUAUUGAUAAUAUGCUAAACAAGGGGGGAGUAUUCAUGCCUCCUCCUUUUAGAUCAUAUAGGGUAACUUCCUGACAUUGCCAUGGCAUUUGUAAACUGUCGCGGCACUGGUGGUGGUAUAGCAGUGAGGACAACCAGAGGUCACUCUCGUUGCCAUCUUGGUUUUGGUGGGUUUUAGCCAACUUCUUUACUGCAGCCUGUUCCAUCAGAAGGUCUUUAUGACCUGUAUCUUUUGUGCUGACCUCCUGUCUCAUCCUGUGACUCAGAAUGCCUUAGCCAUCUGGGAAUGCAGCCCAGUAGGUCUCAGCCUCAUUUUACCAGCUCCUGUUCAAGAUGGAGUUGCUCUGGUUUAAACGCCUCUGACAGGUUCAGCACCUGAGAAAAGUACCUUGAAUCAGGCCUUGGGGCAGAGUCUUCAAGAUUUUAAGGUGAUAGGGCCUGUCUCUCAAGAGUUUAUUAAUGGUAAGUGCUCACUGCUAGUCUAGACUUAGAUACAUUUCCCUCAAAACAGCCACGGACAGGUUAUGUAUUCAGAACUGCCAGUGCGAAAACAAUGAGAUCCAGAAAAAUCCCACAAUAACCCAGGUUUUUCACUCAUCUUUAUUUUUCUCAAUCUUCCGAUACUUGUGGUACCUCUUCCAUGAACAGAUACCUCAUGUAGUGACUUCCAGUAAUACGUUUUCAAAACUUCCUACCCACCCUCAUCAGCGCCUCCCUCACUACAGAGUCACAAACAUUGGUGCUUUCAAAUAAAAAUCAGCCCCAAACAAUGUCAGAGAUCCCUCGAGUAGUUUUCAGGGGAGAGAUAGGUUCUCAUUUCAAGUCUCGGAGAAAACUGGAUCCACGUUCACGUGGAACUGCUCUCACGGAGGUGCUAUCUCAUUUCGCAUUAAACUUUAAGCAGGACAGAUUGCUGAAGCCAUGAUAUUUAAGGUUUGACUUUUUAAAAAUCUCAUUACUCUUAAAAUAAAUGCUGCCACAUCAGAGAAUAA